Messenger RNA from Dromiciops gliroides (monito del monte), 4446 nucleotides. RefSeq names its product N-myristoyltransferase 2 (gene NMT2). NCBI's taxonomy places the organism in Eukaryota, Metazoa, Chordata, Mammalia, Microbiotheria, Microbiotheriidae. Gene Ontology annotation, molecular function: glycylpeptide N-tetradecanoyltransferase activity. The coding region runs from base 169 to 1665 and encodes 498 amino acids. Gene Ontology annotation, cellular component: cytoplasm. Gene Ontology annotation, biological process: N-terminal peptidyl-glycine N-myristoylation. The transcript has 12 exons. The record is from RefSeq and is a predicted model, not a curated record.
GGAGCUCCUGGCGGCUGCGGGCGCCCGCGCCCGGGCUGCGCUCACACUCCCACGGGCGGUGCUCCCUCCGCCGCCGCCGCCGCCUUGUCACUCUGGGCUCUCCCCUGCUCGGCUCUGCGCUCGCCUCGCCUCGCCUCGCCUCGCCCUCUCGCUCGCCCGCUCGCCUAGAUGGCGGAGGACAGCGAGUCCGCCGCCAGCCAACAGAGCCUGGAGCUCGACGACCAAGACACCUGCGGGAUCGACGGAGACAAUGAGGAGGAGAUGGAGCACGCCCGCGGAAGUCCUGGAGGGGAUUUGGGCGCCAAAAAGAAAAAGAAGAAACAGAAGAGAAAAAAGGAGAAACCAAAUUCUGGAGGCACAAAGUCAGAUUCGGCAUCUGAUUCCCAGGAGAUUAAAAUUCAACAGCCUUCGAAAAAUCCGGCCAUUCCAAUGCAGAAGCUGCAGGAUAUUCAAAGGGCAAUGGAACUUCUCUCUGCAUGCCAGGGCCCCGCCAAGAGCAUUGAUGAUGCUAACAAACGGAAAUAUCAGUUUUGGGAUACACAGCCUGUACCCAAGCUUCAUGAAGUAGUUACAUCUCACGGUGCAAUUGAACCAGAUAAGGACAACAUCCGUCAAGAACCGUAUUCUUUACCCCAGGGUUUCACAUGGGACACCUUAGACUUGAGUCAUUCUGAAGUACUCAAGGAGCUGUACACGCUGUUAAAUGAAAACUACGUGGAAGAUGAUGACAACAUGUUCAGGUUUGACUACUCCCCCGAGUUCCUCUUGUGGGCUCUUCGUCCUCCAGGCUGGCUGCCUCAGUGGCACUGUGGAGUUAGGGUUUCUUCAAACAAAAAACUAGUGGGAUUCAUAAGCGCCGUCCCAGCUAGCAUCCGGAUCUAUGACAGUGUGAAGAAGAUGGUAGAAAUAAAUUUUCUCUGUGUUCAUAAGAAGUUGAGAUCAAAACGGGUAGCCCCAGUGCUAAUUAGAGAAAUAACUAGAAGAGUCAACUUGGAGGGGAUUUUUCAAGCUGUUUAUACAGCAGGAGUGGUGCUUCCCAAGCCGGUGGCUACUUGCAGAUACUGGCAUCGAUCACUAAAUCCCAGAAAAUUGGUAGAAGUGAAAUUUUCUCACUUGAGUAGAAAUAUGACUUUACAGAGAACAAUGAAGCUAUACAGACUUCCUGAUGUCACAAAGACUUCAGGUUUGAGACCGAUGGAGCGGAAAGACAUCAAAGCUGUGCAAGAAUUAAUUAACAACUAUCUGAAGCAGUUUCAUCUUGCCCCAGUGAUGAAUGAAGAGGAAGUGGCCCAUUGGUUUCUGCCUCAGGAUCACAUUAUCGACACAUUUGUAGUAGAGUGCUCAAAUGGUGGGUUAACUGACUUCCUGAGCUUCUACACGCUCCCUUCCACUGUCAUGCAUCACCCUAUUCAUAAAAGCCUAAAAGCUGCUUAUUCCUUCUACAACAUUCAUACUGAGACUCCACUAUUGGACCUAAUGAAUGAUGCACUUAUUAUAGCUAAAUUGAAAGGAUUUGAUGUAUUCAAUGCACUAGAUUUGAUGGAAAAUAAAACAUUCCUAGAAAAACUCAAGUUUGGUAUAGGAGAUGGUAAUUUACAAUAUUAUUUGUACAACUGGCGGUGUCCAGGAACAGAAUCUGAAAAGGUUGGUCUUGUUUUACAGUAGAAAGACAUUUUCAUUUCUAGAACUCUGCAAUCAUCAUUUGAGUUGAUGUUCUAUUUAACAAAUCCCGGAACCACUGUUCCAAAGAAUAAAAGCACAACUUAAGUGAAAGCAAAGUGAUCUGUAAAUCUGAAAAUAUGAAGAAAAUCCAUACCUGACCAAUUUGACUUAUUUUUGGUUAUUUUCAAACAAAAAAUUGAUCUAACUUUUACAAUCCGUUGCUGGAAGGAAGUAGGGGAAGAAAGGUACAAAGAGCACAUUCCUCUUAUUUUCAGAGCUUUGGUUGCCUCUUGACAAGAGAAGGUAUUUUUCCACUGUAGAAAAUGAACUGUUUUUAUACAAACUGAACUGCAGUGAUGGAUUAAUGUAAGAAAAUCUUUGCUAAUACACAGAUAAACUGCUGCAUUUCUAUUUAUUAAGUGGUACUGUUUGUCAGUGUUACAGGAUGAUGGAUUCAUUCUGAAUAUUUCUGCUUAUUCAUUUCACAUGGAUAUUAUUUGCGCAGACUUAUGGAGGCCAAUACUUUUGUAGCUCAAGUGAGAAGUCUUGGUAAUUGUUUAAGUGUGGAGCAGUAUACAAAUGCACUGGGUUGACUGGUGCAUUUAUUUAUCCAAUAAGCAAUGCUGCCAAGUCAAUAAAAACACAGAUUUGUACUUUACUCUUCGAAAGACCAGUGGAUUGAAUCAGUAGCACUGAACUACUUGGUGCAAACAUUACAUGUGCGGUCUGAAAGAUUACACAUUCCUUACUACGUUACAGCUACUGUCCAAUUUUAGAUUUUUCCUAAAGGCAAUGUGAGGGAAGGAUCCCAAACAAAAAAAAGAAAACCCAGUAGAAUUUAUUAUGCUAUUGGGGCAUUGAUAGUUUGAAUGUUUCCAUUGCUUAUGCAAAAUUGCACAAAUUCCUUUAUGCCAACUAUAUCAUGACAUCUGUCAUUCUAAUGAAAAUCUUAUUUGUAAAUAAGUAUUCAUAAUUUUGUUACUGAUGGUGUUUUUAUCCAGAGUUUGAAGCAAGGUUUCACUGUAUAAUAUAUGUGUAUAUAAUAUAUAUAUAUAUAUAUUGCCAAUAUUCAGAAGAGAGGGAGCUGCUAAAUGAGGCCUUGUAAUUGGCCUUGACUUAAAUACCACAAAAGUACAUUCUUCUUUUCUUACAAUUAAGCGUAGUUUCUAAAGUUCUUCAUUUCACAUUUAUUUACAAGUAUGUUAUGGCAUUUCUCUUGAUAAAAGCUAAGAGAAAUUAAAAUAACUUUCCCACUUUGUAAGGUAUGAAAGCAAGCUGAGGGGCCUGAAGCUUUUAUCCUAGUUGAACCAGGGCCAGAAGAACAUGUGAUCUCUAAACCUACCACUAGAGGGGCUUAUUGGACUACUGGGUCUACAGGCAGAGGAGUCAAACACCACUGUCAGCAACACUUCUGCUUGUGACUAGAAGUGUAUUAAAAUCUAAUUGAGAAACAUUUAACAAAAUAAACAAAAACACAAUAUAGCAUAGGUAAUGUUAAUAUGAGAUUUUCUAAGUCAACAAGAGGACCACAGGGAUCCUUCUAUACAGUUUAGUAGCCGACAGAGUGUUUCAAAAGUUUUAGUGCUAUUUUAAACUAUUAAAGUUUAUUAUACAGGGUGUCCUAAAAGUUUCAAUGCAGUUUAAAACUAUUAAAGCUUAAUGCUGCACAAAGACCUUUUGGGAUAGUAUAUAUCUUUGGAAUUGCAUUUCUUUCCAACACUACUCCCAAGGGAUCUCUUUUAUAUAGUUACAAUAUAUCCUUUUCACAACAGGAACGAAGGUAUUCUAAUUCAUGCUGGAAAGGCGGCUUCAAAAAGCAACAAAAAAAAUGUUUUGACCAACAACCACUUUGACCUUAAAAUAUUUUUGAGGACUUAAAAAAAAAUUUAUUUGACAUUCUGGAAUUUUGGCAUUAACUUCUUUUAAGGUAAAACUAUCCCACUUUUACUGACUCAAUAAAUGACUAGAAUGAGGUCAAGAAAUUAGCUCUGACAGUAUUUUACCCUCUUUUAACUUUAUCCAGAUGCUAUUUCAAAAACAAGCAGAAUAAAUCACUGACUCAUUCUACCCUUUACAAUAGGACAUUCAUGCCUAUCCCAUCCCUGUAUAUGAUUUAAGUACAUUACCAGUAAAUAUGCCAAAAUAAACUUUGUGUAAAACUACCCAUAUUCAGUUUAAAAAAAAAUAGACUGGAAAUCAUGGAACUUUAGACCUUGAGUCUGCAUGUAACACAACUACUUCAACCAGUGCACAGACUAAAAGGUUAAGUUGACCUAUUAUAGUCACACAGUUCAGUGAGAGCCUGGCCUAAAAGUACUGAAUUAUCACCAAUGUAUUUUAUAAAAUUUAAGAAACUACCACACAUAUAAUCCCCAAAUUUUCUGUUCUAUUAAAACCAAAAAUUAUAUCUAGCUAAAAAGCACCUUUGAGAUUUACUAUGAAUAAAUUCUCUCAACAAACAUAAAGAGUAAACCUCCAAGUAGAACUUCAACAUUCAAACCACUUAUAUAUUUUUUUGUUUUUUGGUUUUUGCGGGGCAAUGGGGGUUAAGUGACUUGCCCAGGGUCACACAGCUAGUAAGUGUCAAGUGUCUGAGGCUGGAUUUGAACUCAGGUACUCCUGAAUCCAGGGCCAGUGCUUUAUCCACUGCACCACCUAGCCACCCACCAAACCACUUACAUUUUGAUUGUAAAAAAUAAACAACUUGUCCCCUUCUGCAUUCACCUGUGUAUUUAGUUUUGUGGCCUUUCAGUUUUUCAAUACAAUUGUAGAACAGUUUGCUAA